Rubroshorea leprosula is the source of this 640-nucleotide messenger RNA. The record is from the annotation of a GenBank genome assembly. Lineage: Eukaryota; Viridiplantae; Streptophyta; Magnoliopsida; Malvales; Dipterocarpaceae.
GGGAAAAUAAGAAGAAAGGGGAAAGAAAAGGCGGCAUACUUUGACUACCUUCGGCCUUAAGCAAUUUCAAGGGAGGGAAUUUGUCCUCCAAAUCCUGCUGUAAAUCGUAAUUGGAUGACCCAUCAGUCGUCGUUCAUCCCGCAGAAAGUCCAAGGCGCACGAUGCUGCUCAGCUGCACCAGGAAAUGGGAACGGAUCGAAAACGCCGCAGCUUCUCAAGGUGGCAGUAAGCGGCUCAUUGACCUGCUCAGGCUCUUCUUUCUCAGCGAGGACAGAUACCCAUUUCUCUCUCUCUCCUGUUUGGAUGAUAAGUGGGGAUGAAGCCAUGAAGAUGGGGAUUGUGGAGGCGGCGCAUGAUAACCAAGAUGAGGUGAGUAAGGCUAGUGUGCGCCUGGGAGAGGAGUUGAGCAAAAGGAACUGGAAAGGGAAAGUGUACGCUGAGAUCAGGAAAGGACUGUAUCCAGAGUUUGUCAAAGCGGGUUCGAACCUGUAAGGGGAGGGGGAAUACACCACAAUAUGAUAAGAUGUCACUUGACCGAAAUGCUUGGUGUGAAAAAAAAAAAAAAAAGGAGAAAUGUUCUUGGUUUGCUUUGGAUAUCAAUGACUGAUUGUCGUGGUUGGAAUAAUGCACAAAUCACAAG